This is a messenger RNA of Linum tenue, 326 nucleotides long. The record is from the annotation of a GenBank genome assembly. Lineage: Eukaryota; Viridiplantae; Streptophyta; Magnoliopsida; Malpighiales; Linaceae.
GAAAGGAAUGACGUUUUGCAGAUGCAUCCAGUGGAUGUAGCAGGGCUCAGCAAAAUUACAUGGAGAGCAAAGCUGUCACUGAUGCCAAGAGUUUGGUGGACGAGCUAUAUCUGCAGUUGUGUACACAGACCAGCUUAUUGUCAUGUCUCCUUCUGGUAUCCCAAUAGAACAAAUGGUUCCACAAGAUAUGUGCGUUAUGUGGUCACAAGGGUUCGUGUUGUCAAGUUCUAGCCCCAAAUCCAAUUCGCAUCCCCCACAGCGCGCACCUGCAAAGUGUACUGAUUCUGCUUCUCUGUUUAUGAAGGUGGAUUAUCCAUCUGACUCUG